Molecule: messenger RNA, 2287 nt
Organism: Moneuplotes crassus
Lineage: Eukaryota; Ciliophora; Spirotrichea; Euplotida; Euplotidae
Source: the annotation of a GenBank genome assembly
AUGAAGCUGGUGUUGAUUUUAGGAUUGAUAUGAGUGGUUCAGUGAGGAGUGAUUGAUGAUAUUACUGUGAAUUACGAAGGAGGGCUUCCGCCUAAUUAUCCAGGACAAACGGAAGUGAUGAAUCAUAUUUAUGUUGAGAAUACGAAUAACGAAAAUGAGUCUAAAAUGAUCUUUUCAUUGAUGAUUGACUUGGUAUCGGUUUGGACAGAUCCUCAACUUGCAUACUCUGACACAAUAUCUACCAAAUCUUCGAUCAACUUUAGUGAUGAUAUUUCUAAAGUUUGGAAACCUCAAAUACAAAUAACUAACAGUGUAAGAGACGAAGAUAUAAUGAGAGAAACAAUGACAGUUUUCAAAAAUGGCACCGUUAUUUAUGCAAAAAGAUAUAACUUAGAACUUCGUUGAGAUUUUGAUUUCUCCACUGAAACGAAAGAAUAUGACUGAAAAUACAUAUUCUACCCAUUAACCUACAGUCAAGCAUAUCUAAAGCUCUCUCUUAAAAACUACACUACGAAUGGAGAACUUAAGGAGGUCUCUGUGCGUAUUUAUGAUCAAUCGGAAGAUUUUAGUGGGAUCCAACUAAGAAUAUCUCCUGAUAAAAAGAUCAAUUACUACACAUAUACAAUAGUAGUUCCUUCUAUCUUAUUCACUUUAAUGAGUUAUCUCGGUUUUUGGAUUGACUCAAAAAGUGUCCCUGCUCGAGCUUAUCUAGGAUCUCUAGCAAUUUUGGUCAAUAUUAAUGCAUUAUUCCUCCUACCAGUAGUUUCCUCAGUAAACUGGAUGGGGAAUUUCCUUCUAGGUUGCUUGAUGUUUGGUGUGUUAACAAUGAUCGAGGUAAACUUCUCACCACUCUAAACCAUCUAGUACUGCAUCUUGAACUACAGCACAUGAACUGUAAACAAUCUCAACAUAAAAAUCGAGGAACUUAUUGCCUUAAUAUAAACAACGAAGAUCUUGAACCUGAACACGACAUCAAAGUCCUGGACCAGAUCAGGAAAUCUAAGAACAAGAAUCCUCAAGAAAAAGAUUUCGAACUAGAACCAUCAAAAUUUGAUGAUGCUAAUCAUGAUUUCUCCUUUGGAAAACAGGAACAGAAAAGUGAAGAGAAUAAAGAACCAAAAGAUGACUCAGACAAUGCAUCUCAUGAUAUCUCUCCCAGAAGGGACACAGGAAAUAAGCCGAUGAUAAAUAUUGGUAGGUUGACAAUAUCAAAGGAAUCUAAAAAUCCCUUGCCACCUAUUGAUGAGAUGAGUCUUGCUGCUGAAAAUAAUCCGGAAAUUCUUAAGAAAGUAUCAAUUCAGAAGGCUAAUUCUGAACAAAAAGUAACCAAAGGACUCAGAAAAGAGGAAGACUUCAAGACCCCAGUCAAGCCUCGUCCUAAGAACACUGUAAAUUUUGAUAUAAUUCCUGAGAGAGAAGGUGAAGGAGAAGGUGAAGGUGAGCUAGAGGCAGAAGGUGAAGGUGAGCAAUCUCUCAAUGAUAUUUCAAUGGGAAGAGCAUUAUCCCACACCAUCCAGAAAAAUAAAAUUAAUUCUGUGAGGCUUGAUAGAAGAGACACUGAUCGAAGUGAAAGUCCGGUAAAGCAGGAUUUCCUUCCCAUUUCUAAUACAAGCAUGAAAUUACAAAGCCCAAUUCAGUACUUGGAAGGUAGAGUAGAAGAAUCUAAAAACAAUAUGCAUGCAGAAGGUUCUACUGGGCAUAAACCCCCAAUAAUUGAAAAAUAGAAGGAAAAGUAUGAUUGGACAAAUGACCUUGCAGCCAGGAAAGCACAAAGACACUAUCGCCAUCCUCAAGAAGAUCACCAUGAGGGCAAGGAAAAAUCUGAACUCUCCCAACAAAUCCAAAGACAAAAUAACCAAAAACAAGGAUGCUGGUGGGAUUCACAAAUCGUUCCUCCGACUCAAGACUCAAAUAAAAUAAAAACAAUGGAGCUAUCAUCAAGAAGCUUAAGACAGAGACGAAGAAGAAAAUAGAAGAAAUUAUCAAAAUUGAGACCAGUACUUCUUACAGGCUUGCAAGCCACAUCAUGAACAGGUUGGAUAUUUUCUGUAGGUUCUGGUUCCCGAUAGUCUACAUGAUCUGGUUCAACAUCACAAUUUUCACAUAUGGGUACAAUUACAUCCUCUUCUCAAUACUCUCUGUGCUGAUAGUCUGUGUGAUUGGAGGAUAUUUCUUCAUGAAGAUUAAGGAUUUGAAGAAGAAGAGAGGUCUGACAACUUGACAAUCGAUAAAAUAUUACAUGAGAUGCAGAUGCUUGAGACUUGAUAAGACUUUGAAGUUGACUUAA